AUGACAAGGAAAAGUGUGGCCACGUCGUGGGAGCGCUCGGCACACACAGCAGGACGCUCGCUGGCGCUGCGCGCUCAGCUCUUAACCAAGCAGAUAGCGCGCAGACAGAGGGAGAGGAGCGAGGACGGCGGCAGCAUCCCGAUCCUACUAACAGUGGUGGUCAUCUUCCGGAUUCUAAUCGUAGCAAUAGUUGGAGAGACUGUCUAUGAUGACGAGCAGACCAUGUUUGUUUGUAACACCUUACAGCCGGGCUGCAACCAGGCAUGCUACGACAAGGCAUUCCCCAUUUCACACAUUAGAUAUUGGGUUUUUCAAAUCAUCAUGGUGUGCACCCCGAGUCUUUGUUUCAUCACGUACUCGGUGCAUCAGUCGGCCAAGCAGAAGGAGCGGCGCUACUCGACGGUCUAUCUGACGCUGGAUAAGGAUCAAGAUUCCCUGAAGCGAGACGAGAGCAAAAAGAUAAAGAACACCAUUGUUAACGGAGUACUCCAGAACACAGAGAACUCCACCAAAGAAGCCGAGCCGGACUGUUUGGAAGUCAAAGAGAUCCCUAAUGCGGCCAUGAGAACUACAAAGUCCAAAAUGCGGCGGCAGGAGGGCAUCUCCAGGUUUUACAUCAUCCAGGUGGUGUUCAGAAACGCGCUGGAAAUAGGCUUUUUGGUGGGCCAGUACUUCCUGUAUGGAUUCAACGUCCCGUCCGUGUACGAAUGUGACCGCUACCCGUGCAUCAAAGACGUCGAGUGCUACGUGUCCAGACCCACGGAGAAGACAGUGUUCCUGGUGUUCAUGUUCGCGGUGAGCGGGUUUUGCGUGGUGCUCAACCUGGCAGAACUCAAUCACUUGGGGUGGAGGAAAAUCAAAACGGCUGUGCGAGGUGUGCAGGCCCGAAGGAAGUCCAUCUAUGAGAUCAGAAAUAAGGACUUGCCAAGAAUGAGUGUGCCCAAUUUCGGGCGCACUCAGUCCAGUGACUCUGCGUAUGUGUAGCUCCAAAAACCUGUAAAAAAUGAAAGCCAGGAUGGACAUGAUGGACAGCUCCGCACGCCUAAUUCGUCUUAUGACUUAAGAGUGGGCAGAUUUUUUUCAUUUCGUGGUCUUUUAAGGACUCAUAGCAAGCGUGAACUCCACAUUUGUUGACUUAUUUAUUAUUGCACUGAUGCAACUUUUUAGUAACGUUUAUACUCUGUAAGAUGCGUAAAGGAGACCAUGAUAUAGCGUGUUCACAUAUUUACUCUUUGUGGGCUGUUCUGCUGUACUUGAAGAGAGUAAAAUGCAAAAAUUGCACUAAGAGGUGAACACUUGAGAGCUUGAUGACCUUAUCCAAAAUGUGCUACAGACCUGACAGUGUUUUUAAGACAUUUUAUUUCCAUCUUCUUUUGGCACAAAUCCAAAUAAAUGGCACCCUACACAGUGGUUAAAGGAAAAAUCUACAAUCCAGAUUUAUAUGUGCAUAGAUAUAUAAAUCCUACUUACUAUGGUUGACUUAAAUCAUCGUAAUUCAUGUUUUUUGUUGCCUGUGUUGCACCACUGACCUUAACAUAUGUAACCAUUCCAUCGCUUUAUAGCUGACUUGCAAACAGUACAUGGUAAAUUUGCUGCAAACGCUAACGUCUGUGACUUCCUUAAUUUAUGACACACCAAAGCGCCCACUGCUUUUAUUUGUGAAGUGUUUUCUUGCUUUUUUGUGUAAUCAAGUGCCAUACUUGUAUAUAAACAUGAUAUAUAUGUAUACAUAUAAAUAUAUAAAUAUAUAAUAAUCAUCAUGGAAGCUGAUUCCCUGCUUGGAUUUAUGCUAAAUGCCGCCCAAUUUUUUAUUUGCUUUAAAUGUAUCUGUUGUGAUUUAAAUGAAAAAGAAAAAAGUAUAAGAUAUACACUUUUCUCUGUUUUAUUU
This is a messenger RNA of Notolabrus celidotus (New Zealand spotty), 1888 nucleotides long. Its product is annotated as gap junction delta-2 protein-like. Gene Ontology annotation, biological process: cell communication. The transcript has 2 exons. Lineage: Eukaryota; Metazoa; Chordata; Actinopteri; Labriformes; Labridae. The coding region runs from base 1 to 984 and encodes 327 amino acids. Gene Ontology annotation, cellular component: connexin complex. The record is from RefSeq and is a predicted model, not a curated record.